Molecule: messenger RNA, 2527 nt
Organism: Gavialis gangeticus (Gharial)
Lineage: Eukaryota; Metazoa; Chordata; Crocodylia; Gavialidae
Gene: PEMT
Product: phosphatidylethanolamine N-methyltransferase
Exons: 8
Coding region: 76-672 (198 amino acids)
Biological process (GO): phosphatidylcholine biosynthetic process
Molecular function (GO): phosphatidylethanolamine N-methyltransferase activity
Source: RefSeq, a predicted model, not a curated record
GGCGGGGGGGCCGCGGCCCUGGACUGUUGUGGAGGCCUCGGCAAUGUGGACUACGGCCAGAUCGAGUCUUCCGCCAUGACCUGGCUCCUUGGCUACGUCAAAGUGACCGACUGCACCUUUGCCGCUGCUGUCCUGUUCAUUUUUUUUAACCCGCUUUUCUGGAACGUGGUAGCAAGAUGGGAGCACAGAACCAGAGCGCUCAGCAGGGUCUUUGGCUCUCCCUACACUGCAUGCUACUGCCUGGGGGUGAUCAUCCUGCUGCUUAACUUUGUACGGAGCCAUUGUUUCACACAAGCGAUGAAGAGCCAACCAAAGCUGGAAGAUUUGGAUUGCCUUUUUUCCUACUAUGUGGGCUUGGUCCUCCUGGGAAUAGGAACCUUAUUUGUCCUCUCCAGUUUCUUGGCAUUGGGAUUCAUCGGGACUUUUUUAGGUGAUUACUUUGGCAUCCUGAUGGAGGCGAAGGUGACCAGAUUCCCAUUCAAUGUGUUGGACAACCCCAUGUACUGGGGCAGCACAGCCAACUACCUGGGUUGGUCCAUCAUGCACGCAAGCCCAGCUGGCCUCUUGCUGACGGCUCUAGUGGCAAUUUCCUAUGUGGUGGCAAUGCAGUAUGAGGGACCUUUCACGGAAGAAAUCUAUCGACAGAAACAGAAGGCAGUGAAGAGCAAAUAGCAAGAGUUUCUCAGCCCUCUUGCUGCAUGAUGUGGUUUCCUGGACCCGUUGAUGUCUGAUCUGCCUGUUUUCCCAUUGAGAUGUAUCCUGCUAAUUAGUCCAACAAUCCCCAGUGAGCACCUUGUGCCAACUCAGCGCACCACCGCACCUACGCCAACCCAGGAAACAGAAGAACCAGAUGACUGCACCCUCCAGUCACGGCCCUGCAGGGGGGAUUCUCUGGAACUCGGCUUGCCUCUUACAUCUCCUCCUUUCAGCCUGGAUCAAAGGAUACUGCAACAGUGCAUGAAAGGGGCAGCCAACAAGGAGAAGGCCAUCUCGGAGGGGAAGUACUGUGUGGCACUUUCCCACCUAUCCUGGAACAAAGCAAAACCACUUAUUUAGCAGCCAGCAACUCUCCCUCUUCCCAGCCAGCUUUGAGUCCUAACAGACGGGCGAGUGAAGUAGCCCUGGAGAUGCUUAGAAGCACUUGUUUGGAACAGGGGCUCUCUGCUGUUGCCUGGCUGGCGUGCAGCCAUCCCAGGAACCAGGCUGUGAUUUUCGGAGGGCCGUGCAGCUGUGAAGACCUCGGGACUGAACCACUGCUGUGCGCGUCUCAAUCUGGCGCAUCGAAUCCAGGCAUGAGCUGUCACUGCAGCGCUCACUUGAGACGCUGCCACUGUCAAGGCUUUGGUAGGCAUCCCAGGUCCUCUCAGAAUCCGGUGGCAGCAUUGCAAACAGGCUCGCCAUAAAGGAGUGUGGGACAAAGUCUGGCUCAAGCCGUCAGCCUGCAUGAGAGUUCAGCCUCUGUGGAGCAGGUGUUGUGCCCAUGCAGGGGCUGCUUGGCUGGAUUUGAACCUGCAGCCAGGGGAGAAAACUAGCAGGAGAACUGGGAGGCAUGUGCAUAUCCUCAGGGAAUAGGGAGAAAUAGGAUGCCAUGGGACUGAGUGUAUUAGCCAGGGGAAAAUUGUCCCAGGAUUCUGCACUAGGUAGAGCGGCCGUGAUCUCUGGUGGCGCUGGCAGUCAGAACUCUGCCUCUGUCGCUGUGUAACCUGAAGCAUGUGGCUAAGAGCUUGCUCUGCAAAGCCUAGAGCUCAAGUUGAAGCCCCGAGACAUGCUGGCACUCGCACCUCCACCCACCCAGCCCUUAAACUGCCACUCAUCAUACUGACCUGACCCUCGCAGGACUUGUGAGGCUCAAUAACUGAAUGCAUGUAACAUGCUUUGUACCCCAGGGCUGGACAGUGUGGUCUCUGGAGAGGGGCACCGUGCCCAUAUGGAAAGGUGUCCAUGCAGAGAGAUUUGUGGCCUCUGAGCUGCCUUUUUGUCUCAGGCGCCUGCCCGUCUGUUCCACCACCUGGAUUGUGAAGGGGUGGCAGACGGCAGCUCGGGAACAGCAUUUAUGUGCUGGAACUGCCACGCCAGCCAAGAACAAAGGGUGCAGAGAGCCUCAGCCCCCUUCUUCUGCUCCCUGCCCAUACACACAUGUGCUGUGCUACGUAACUCUACCAGAUAAACCGGCCCACCUUGCACAGUGCUGCCGAAGUGUGGAGUCCCCAGGGAAACUUUGUAGUUUCCCUCCAGGUUUGCUGUCAUCUGCAGAGGGAGGCUGUGCUCCCCCACACCUUUACCCUCAAGCACAGAGUAUCACCAGUGGGUUUGAGCUCUUCAUUUUUGCCCUGCAGCGGGGGGGUCCUCUUUCAGUUAUUUUCUUGUUCGCCUUUGUCCCAAGGAGACCAUUCCACCAUCCCCACGACACCAGGGACUGAAUUUCUAGCUGCUGUUUUAUUCAGAGGGUCCCAGGGCUGGAACCCAGUCUGAACAAGGAAAGAUGUCACAGAUAAGAGCUCAAGACUGUGUAGUCAAGGAGAAGAAA